Messenger RNA from Colias croceus (clouded yellow), 1806 nucleotides. RefSeq names its product maltase 2-like. NCBI's taxonomy places the organism in Eukaryota, Metazoa, Arthropoda, Insecta, Lepidoptera, Pieridae. Bases 26 to 1777 code for a protein of 583 amino acids. The transcript is spliced from 12 exons. Gene Ontology annotation, biological process: carbohydrate metabolic process. The record is from RefSeq and is a predicted model, not a curated record.
UGACAGUGAACGUGUUUGGUAAUUGAUGAAAAUGAUACUCCACACCAUUCUAUUAGGACUAACAGUGGUUACUGUGAGGGGUAGAUACGAGAAUGUGAACAUAAAACAGGACUGGUGGGAAACAGCUGUUAUCUAUCAGAUAUAUGUGCGAUCAUUUAUGGACAGUGACGGGGAUGGAGUCGGUGAUAUUAAUGGAAUCACAUCAAAACUGCAAUAUCUAAAGGAUAUAAAUGUAGACGCAAUUCUAUUGUCCCCGAUCUUCAGGUCACCCAUGCAUGAUUUUGGCUAUGACGUCACGGAUUAUUAUUCUCUUCAUUCCGAGUAUGGAUCUCUCGAAGACUUUGAGCAACUUGUGAAAAAGGCUGCUGAAAAAAAUAUGAAGGUGAUAUUAGACUUCGUGCCAAAUCACACAAGUAAUGACAGUGACUGGUUUGUAAAAUCAUCACAUAAGGACGAAUAUUACAAUGAUUGGUACAUUUGGGAGAACGGCCAUCUUGAUGCGCAGGGGCAGAGACAACCGCCUAAUAACUGGAUCAGCGUCUUCAGAAAAAGUGCAUGGACCUACGUUCCGAGCAGGGAUCAAUAUUAUCUGCACCAAUUUGCAGAGGCUCAGCCGGAUUUGAAUUACAGGAAUCCAGUACUGGUUGAAGAAAUUAAAACGAUAAUGAAAUAUUGGCUGGAAAAGGGAGUAGCUGGCAUGCGGAUCAGUUCUGUGAACUAUCUCAUUGAAACAGACAAAGAUCUCUUCGGUGGAAGAUACCCAGAUGAACCUUUGACGGGAAAACCGGGUGUAACUUUAGAGAAUUACAAUUAUUUAGACCAUAUUUACACAAAGGAUCAAGAAGAAACAUAUGACUUGGUCGGUCAAUUCAGAGACGCUUUCGACUCGAUCACUAUUAGGGAUAAUAUGACAAGGAUACUUCUAACAGAAGCAUGUACGGGCAUCAAGAACUCCGUACGUUACUACGGCGAAGGGUCUCACUCCGGGUCCCACAUACCUCUCAACUUCGCCAUCAUGAAGGAUCUGACGAAGGAAUCCGAUGCACGUGACAUCAAGUAUGCAGUGGACAGAUGGCUGACGUACAAGCCGUUGGGCAAGCCGGCUAAUUGGAUGACUGGCAAUCACGAUAAGAGUCGUGUAGGAUCCCGCUUCAGACCUGAACUGGUGGACGCCUUCAACAUGCUUGUGUUGUUGUUACCAGGAAUCGCAAUCACGUAUAUGGGUGAAGAAAUAGGAAUGCUAAAUGGGUUCGUGCCGUGGAGCGAGACGCGGGACCCCCUAGCCUGCAACACCGACGACCCCGUCAACUUCGUGGAGGUGUCCCGCGACCCCGUCAGGACCCCCUUUCAAUGGAGUAGCGGGAAGAACGCUGGUUUUUCUGAAUCCGACAAGACCUGGCUCCCCACAGCGGACGGCUACGAGAACCGCAAUGUAGACCAUGAGCAGGCCGCUGUCAGGUCACACUACCACGUGUACAGGACGCUGGCUGGUCUGCGCAAGCGACCCGCGUUUCGACUGGGCCGACUUGAGUCUCUGGCGCUUAGUUCUGAUGUGUUUGCGUUUAAGAGGUGGUAUAACGACGACGCCUACGUAGUGGUAAUGAAUGUUGGCAGAAGUUACCAGGUGGUCAACUUGACUGCGUUUGAUUUGAUCUUCGGCCAGCUAGAAGUUGAAGUCAGCAGCGUUCUCUCAUCGAGGACUUAUGGGGAUAACGUUCAAGCAAAUUAUCUGGACCUAGCGGCAGAUGAAGCACUGGUCUUGAGGAUGCAGGUGUAAUUGAGUUUAAUAAAUAGUUAUUUGCAGUA